CCCCGCGAGGAGAGUCCCGGCCGGCCCGGCUGCGCGCGAGCAGCGCCGUCGGCGGCCUGGCCCCGGCCGACUCCGCAGGGCCACAGAGAGAUUUAUCGUUAGCAUUUGUUUUGGGGGUAGCCAACAGGAAAAAUGGCGAACGACUCCCCUGCAAAAAGUCUGGUGGACAUCGACCUCUCCUCCCUGCGGGACCCUGCUGGGAUUUUUGAGCUGGUGGAAGUGGUUGGAAAUGGCACCUAUGGACAAGUCUAUAAGGGUCGACAUGUUAAAACGGGUCAGCUGGCAGCCAUCAAAGUUAUGGAUGUCACAGAGGAUGAAGAAGAAGAAAUCAAACUGGAGAUAAACAUGCUGAAGAAAUAUUCUCAUCAUAGAAAUAUUGCAACAUAUUAUGGUGCUUUCAUUAAAAAGAGCCCCCCAGGACACGAUGACCAACUCUGGCUUGUUAUGGAGUUCUGUGGGGCUGGGUCCAUCACAGACCUUGUGAAGAACACCAAAGGAAACACACUCAAAGAAGACUGGAUUGCUUACAUCUCCAGAGAGAUUCUGAGGGGACUGGCACAUCUUCACAUUCACCAUGUGAUUCACCGGGAUAUCAAGGGCCAGAAUGUGUUGCUUACGGAGAAUGCAGAGGUGAAACUUGUUGAUUUUGGGGUGAGUGCUCAGCUGGACAGGACAGUUGGAAGGAGGAAUACAUUCAUAGGCACCCCCUACUGGAUGGCUCCUGAAGUUAUCGCCUGUGAUGAGAACCCAGACGCCACCUACGACUACAGAAGUGAUCUUUGGUCUUGUGGCAUUACAGCCAUUGAGAUGGCAGAAGGUGCUCCCCCUCUCUGUGACAUGCAUCCAAUGAGAGCACUGUUUCUCAUUCCCAGAAACCCUCCUCCCCGGCUGAAGUCAAAAAAAUGGUCAAAGAAAUUUUUUAGUUUUAUAGAAGGAUGUCUAGUGAAGAAUUACAUGCAGCGGCCCUCCACAGAGCAGCUUUUGAAACAUCCUUUUAUAAGGGAUCAACCAAAUGAAAGGCAAGUUAGAAUCCAACUUAAGGAUCAUAUAGAUCGAACCAGAAAGAAGAGAGGAGAAAAAGAUGAAACUGAAUACGAGUACAGCGGGAGUGAGGAAGAAGAGGAGGAAGUGCCUGAACAGGAAGGAGAGCCAAGUUCCAUUGUCAACGUGCCUGGUGAGUCUACUCUCCGUCGGGAUUUCCUGAGACUGCAACAGGAGAACAAGGAACGCUCUGAGGCUCUCCGGAGACAGCAACUAUUGCAGGAGCAACAGCUCCGGGAGCAGGAAGAGUAUAAAAGGCAGCUGCUGGCAGAGAGGCAGAAACGAAUCGAGCAGCAGAAAGAACAGAGGCGGAGGCUAGAAGAGCAACAAAGGAGAGAGCGAGAAGCUAGAAGGCAGCAAGAACGUGAGCAGCGAAGGAGAGAACAAGAAGAAAAGAGGCGUCUAGAGGAAUUGGAGAGAAGGCGUAAAGAGGAGGAGGAGAGGAGGCGUGCGGAAGAAGAGAAGAGGAGAGCGGAAAGAGAACAGGAGUAUAUCAGGCGACAGCUAGAAGAGGAGCAGCGGCACUUGGAAAUCCUUCAGCAGCAGCUGCUCCAGGAGCAGGCCAUGUUACUGGAGUGCCGAUGGCGGGAGAUGGAGGAGCACCGGCAGGCAGAGAGGCUCCAGAGGCAGUUGCAACAAGAACAAGCAUAUCUCCUGUCUCUACAGCACGACCACAGGAGGCCGCAUCCGCAGCUCCCGCAGCAGCAGCAGCCGCUGGCACAACAGGAAAGAAGCAAACCCAGCUACCACAGCCCAGAGCCCAAGUCCCACUAUGAGCCUGCUGACAGAACUCGUGAGGUGGAAGAUAGAUUUAGGAAAACUAACCACAGCUCCCCUGAGGCCCAGUCUAAGCAGACAGGCAGAGUAUUGGAGCCACCAGUGCCUUCUCGAUCAGAGUCUUUUUCCAAUGGCAACUCCGAGUCUGUGCAUCCUGCCCUGCAGAGACCAGCGGAGCCACAGGUACAGUGGUCCCACCUGGCAUCUCUCAAGAACAAUGUUUCCCCUGUCUCGCGAUCCCAUUCCUUCAGUGACCCUUCUCCUCCCAAAUUUGCACACCACCAUCUUCGUUCUCAGGACCCAUGUCCACCUUCCCGCAGUGAGGUGCUCAGUCAGAGCUCUGACUCUAAGUCAGAGGUACCUGACCCCACCCAAAAGGCUUGGUCUAGAUCAGACAGUGACGAGGUGCCUCCAAGGGUUCCUGUGAGAACAACAUCUCGCUCCCCUGUUCUGUCCCGUCGGGAUUCCCCACUGCAGGGCAGUGGACAGCAAAAUAGCCAAGCAGGGCAGAGAAACUCCACCAGCAGUAUUGAGCCCAGGCUCCUGUGGGAGAGAGUGGAGAAGCUGGUGCCCAGGCCAGGCAGUGGCAGCUCUUCAGGGUCCAGCAAUUCAGGAUCCCAGCCCGGGUCCCACCCUGGGUCUCAGAGCGGCUCUGGGGAACGCUUCAGAGUGAGAUCAUCAUCCAAGUCUGAAGGCUCUCCAUCUCAGCGCCUUGAAAAUGCAGCAAAAAAACCUGAAGAUAAAAAGGAAGUGUUUAGACCUGUCAAGCCUGCUGAUCUGACUGCAUUGGCCAAAGAGCUUCGAGCAGUGGAAGAUGUGCGGCCACCUCACAAGGUGACGGACUACUCUUCCUCCAGUGAGGAGUCAGGGACCACCGAUGAGGAGGAUGACGACGUGGAACAGGAGGGGGCUGACGAGUCCACCUCAGGACCAGAGGACACCAGAGCAGCGUCAUCUCUGAAUUUGAGCAAUGGUGAAACAGAAUCUGUGAAAACCAUGAUUGUCCACGAUGAUGUAGAAAGUGAACCAGCCAUGACCCCAUCCAAGGAGGGCACGUUGAUUGUCCGCCAGAGUACAGUUGACCAAAAGCGUGCCAGCCAUCAUGAGAGCAAUGGCUUUGCCGGUCGCAUUCACCUCUUGCCAGAUCUCUUACAGCAAAGCCAUUCCUCCUCCACUUCCUCCACCUCCUCCUCCCCAUCCUCCAGCCAGCCGACACCCACCAUGUCCCCACAGACACCCCAGGACAAGCUCACUGCUAAUGAGACACAGUCCGCUAGUAGCACACUCCAGAAACACAAAUCUUCCUCCUCCUUUACACCUUUUAUAGACCCCAGAUUACUACAGAUUUCUCCAUCUAGUGGGACAACAGUGACUUCUGUGGUGGGAUUUUCCUGUGAUGGAAUGAGACCAGAAGCCAUAAGGCAAGAUCCUACACGGAAGGGCUCAGUGGUCAAUGUUAACCCCACCAAUACUAGGCCACAGAGUGACACCCCUGAGAUUCGCAAAUACAAGAAGAGGUUUAACUCAGAGAUUCUAUGUGCCGCCUUAUGGGGAGUGAAUUUGCUUGUGGGCACAGAGAGUGGCCUGAUGCUGCUGGACAGAAGUGGCCAAGGGAAGGUAUAUCCUCUGAUCAAUCGAAGACGGUUUCAGCAAAUGGAUGUACUCGAGGGCUUAAAUGUCUUGGUGACAAUAUCUGGCAAAAAGGAUAAGUUACGUGUCUACUAUUUGUCCUGGUUAAGAAAUAAAAUACUUCACAAUGAUCCCGAAGUUGAAAAGAAGCAAGGGUGGACAACCGUAGGUGAUUUGGAAGGAUGUGUACAUUAUAAAGUUGUAAAAUAUGAAAGGAUCAAAUUUCUUGUAAUAGCUUUGAAGAGUUCUGUGGAAGUCUAUGCGUGGGCCCCUAAGCCAUAUCACAAAUUCAUGGCCUUUAAGUCAUUUGGAGAAUUGGUACAUAAGCCAUUACUAGUGGAUCUCACUGUUGAGGAAGGCCAGAGGUUGAAAGUGAUCUAUGGAUCCAGUGCUGGAUUCCAUGCUGUUGAUGUGGAUUCAGGAUCAGUCUAUGACAUUUAUCUACCAACACAUGUAAGAAAGAACCCACACUCUAUGAUCCAGUGUAGCAUCAAACCCCAUGCAAUUAUUAUCCUCCCUAACACUGAUGGGAUGGAGCUUCUGGUGUGCUAUGAAGAUGAGGGGGUUUAUGUGAACACAUAUGGAAGGAUCACCAAGGAUGUGGUUCUGCAGUGGGGAGAGAUGCCGACAUCUGUAGCAUAUAUUCGGUCCAAUCAGACAAUGGGCUGGGGCGAGAAGGCCAUAGAGAUCCGAUCUGUGGAAACUGGUCACUUGGAUGGUGUGUUUAUGCACAAAAGGGCUCAGAGACUAAAAUUCUUAUGUGAACGCAAUGACAAGGUGUUCUUUGCCUCUGUUCGGUCUGGUGGCAGCAGUCAGGUUUAUUUCAUGACAUUAGGCAGGACUUCUCUUCUGAGCUGGUAGAAGCAGUGUGAUCUGGGGAUUGCUGAUCUCUGAAGUCUUCAGGAUCCUGAGAACUUGGAAUUCCUUGCAACUGGAGCUUGGAGCUGCACCGGUGUAGCCAGGACAGUUGUGUGUGCAGGCCUCACGUGUUGGUCCUCUCUCCCUUCCUUCCUACUCCUCUCUUUGACAGUUUAUUCCUGUUUUUUUCUUUUCCCCUCUUAAAAAUAAAUCAAGGCUGCAUUGCAGCUGGUGCUGUUCAGAUUCUACCAUCGGUGCUAGAAGUGUUUGGGGUUGAGCAUCAGACUGGAAAGAACCCCUUUCCUACAGCUCCAGAAUUCCUUGUCUCUGAAUAACUCUGUCCUAUGGGUGUCUGAAGGUGGCGACAAUGAACACGCCAUCAGUUUUGUUGGCAAUGGGCACAAGGAGGUGAAAAGUGGUGGUGUAAGGAGCAGUUUGCUGAAGCAGAGAGCAGAUUUAAUAUAGUAACAUUAACAAUGUAUUUAAUGACAUUUCUUUUUUUGUAAUGUGACAAUAUGUGGACAAAGAAGAAGGUGCAGGUCUAAGAAGUUAAUAUUUAUAAAAUGUGAAAGACACAGUUACUAGGAUAACUUUUUUUUGUGGGUGGGGUUUGGGGUGGGGUGGGUUAAGGGGUCCCAUUUUGUUUCUUUGAAUUUUUGGGGGGGAGGGUGUCCUGGCCAAGAAUUCAGUCGUUUUUCUGUGUACCAAGUUUUGCCUAAAUCAUGUGCAAAUGGUUCUAAAAAAAGAAAAAAGAAAAAGAGAAUGUGUGCAUUUUGUAUUAACGGCCAGAACUUUGUUGUGUGACAGUAUUAGCACUGCCUCAGUUAAAGGUUUAAUUUUUGUUUAAACCUAGAAGUGCAACAACCGUUUUACCACAGUCUGCACUUGCAGAAGAAAAAAAAAUUCAACCUACAUGUUUAUUUUUUUGCCUACCUCAUUGUUUUUAAUGCAUUGAGAGGUGAUUUAGUUUGUUUUUGGAGGAAAACAUUAAUGUUUAAUUUAAUCUUAAUACCAAAACUAUCAGAUUGAGGUUUGUUAUUUUUGUCAGAAAUCUAAGCAGAUGCAAGAAAAACUGUCCAUGAUGGUGGGAAAUAAUCCUGUGGCUGAUGCAGUUUGCUUUCUAAGCUUAGAAAGCAGAAUGCUUUAUUUUCAUGAGAUUCCCCAUUAGUGGUUGAAGGGCAACUGUUGCCUGCAACACAUGAGAUGUGUUUGUUUUCCAUUGGGGGUCUGGUAGCAGACAAGUGGUCAUGUUAGAGUAGUCACACAAACUGUUUAGUGUUUCAGGAACCGUUUCUUGGGGGUGAGGAUAUGUCCCUUUUCUAAAAAUGCGAUGCACUAAAACUAUUUUAAGAAUGUAGUUAAUUCUACUUAUUCAUAAAGAUGGCAUCUUCCUGUGUUUUAGGUGUAAUUUGGAAGCCCUGGCUCUUGUCUUCUCACUUGCUCUCUUGUUCUCUGUUUUUUAAACUAAUUUUACUUUAUGAAUAUGUUCGUGACAUUUGUAAUAAAUGUCUUGAGUAAUGA
Marmota monax (woodchuck) is the source of this 5826-nucleotide messenger RNA. It is a transcript of the gene Map4k4, whose product is annotated as mitogen-activated protein kinase kinase kinase kinase 4. Gene Ontology annotation, molecular function: ATP binding; protein kinase activity. NCBI's taxonomy places the organism in Eukaryota, Metazoa, Chordata, Mammalia, Rodentia, Sciuridae. Gene Ontology annotation, biological process: protein phosphorylation. Bases 133 to 4308 code for a protein of 1391 amino acids. The record is from RefSeq and is a predicted model, not a curated record. The transcript is spliced from 32 exons.